CUUAAGAAAGUAACCCAAAAAAAAAAAUAAGAGAGAAAUUGUGAAGAGAUUUUCAAUUUUGAGAUCGCCAUGGACGCCAUUGAUUCCGUCGUUGAUCCUCUCAGAGACUUCGCUAAAGAUAGCAUUCGUCUCGUUAAGCGUUGCCACAAGCCAGAUCGCAAAGAAUUCACGAAAGUGGCUGUUCGUACUGCGAUUGGGUUUGUAGUGAUGGGAUUCGUUGGCUUCUUUGUGAAGCUCAUCUUUAUUCCAAUCAACAACAUCAUCGUCGGUGCUACUUAGAAAGCAAAGGACACAAGUCCGGUUCUAUGUUUUAAGGAAAGAAGAUUAGAGGUUUUUCUUGUUUCCAGAGAGAAUUCUGUGUUUUGUGUAAUCGGAUUCCUUUUGUUUUAAUGUUCAUUUUGUUAUUUUUAUUUUUUGGGUUCACAAUUGAGAAAAACAAAAAAAACAAAAUCAUAACUUGUUUUGAAUGUAGAGCAAACUAAUUUAGUAGCUAUGGGUCCAAAGGCUCUGCCACUUGGUCCU
Molecule: messenger RNA, 522 nt
Organism: Camelina sativa (false flax)
Lineage: Eukaryota; Viridiplantae; Streptophyta; Magnoliopsida; Brassicales; Brassicaceae
Product: protein transport protein Sec61 subunit gamma-1
Biological process (GO): intracellular protein transport; protein targeting
Cellular component (GO): membrane
Molecular function (GO): transmembrane protein transporter activity
Source: RefSeq, a predicted model, not a curated record